Molecule: messenger RNA, 6791 nt
Organism: Cuculus canorus (common cuckoo)
Lineage: Eukaryota; Metazoa; Chordata; Aves; Cuculiformes; Cuculidae
Biological process (GO): regulation of transcription by RNA polymerase II
Cellular component (GO): nucleus
Molecular function (GO): RNA polymerase II cis-regulatory region sequence-specific DNA binding; DNA-binding transcription activator activity, RNA polymerase II-specific
Source: RefSeq, a predicted model, not a curated record
GCCCGAGCUCAUCUGCAAGCUGGAGCGAGGAGAGACGCCGUGCGUUCCAGACCCCCCCGGGGAGCAGCGGAGGCACCGCAGCCCUGUGCCGGGCGGGUCCCGGGGGUCCGUGGCAGCGGUGGGUUGUUCCAUCAGCGGAAGCUGGGGGGACUCGUCCCAAAGCCAGCUCAGAGGGACCUCGGCGAACCACUCAGGACAACCUCAGCUCUCCCCCAUGAUACUCCCCCAGCCUUUGCAGAAGCCGCUCCCCACGUGUCCUGAGUGCAACAAGAGCUUCAGGACCCGGACUGCAUUGGCCAUCCACGAGCGGAGCCACACGGGCGAGCGCCCCUUCACCUGCCCUGAAUGCGGCAAGAACUUCAUCCAGAAAAAACACCUGGUCAAACACCAGCUCAUCCACACCGGCGAGCGCCCCUUUGCCUGUGUUGACUGUGGUUACCAAUUCAGCCGAAAGCAACACCUGCUCACUCACCAGCGCACCCACACCAAGGAACGCCCCUUCAUCUGUGCUGACUGCAACAAGAGCUUCAGCCAUAAGGGCUCCCUUAUCAAACACCAGCGCAUGCACACUGGCGAGCGUCCAUUUGCCUGCAACCACUGCAACCACCGCUUCAGUCAAAAGCAACACUUGGUCAUCCACCAGCGCAUCCACACGGGCGAGCGCCCCUUCACUUGUCCCAAUUGUGACCACCGCUUCAGCCGGAAGGAUCAUCUGGUCACACACCAGCGCAUCCACACCGGGGAGCGACCCUUCACCUGCUCCGACUGCGGCAAGAGCUUCAGCCAGAAGGGUGACCUUGUCAUUCACCAGCGCAUCCACACUGGCGAGCGUCCCUUUGCCUGCAGCCACUGCAACCAGCGCUUCAGCCAAAAGCAAUGCUUGGUCAUCCACCAGCGUAUCCACAGUGGCGAGCGACCCUUCACCUGCUCCGACUGCGGCAAGAGCUUCAGCCGCAAGAGUGACCUUGUCAGCCACCAGCGCAUCCACACGGGCGAGCGUCCCUUUGCCUGCAGCCACUGCAACUACCGCUUCAGCCAAAAGCAAUGCCUGGUCACUCACCAGCGCAUCCACACUGGCGAGCGACCCUUCACCUGCUCCGACUGUGGCAAGAGCUUCAGACGCAAGAGUGACCUUGUCAUCCACCAGCGCAUCCACACGGGCGAGCGACCCUUCACGUGUCCUAAUUGUGACCACCGCUUCAGCCGGAAGGAGCAUUUAGUCACUCACCAGCGCAUCCACACGGGCGAGCGACCCUUCACCUGCUCCGACUGCGGCAAGAGCUUCAGCCGCAAGGGUGACCUUGUCAGCCACCAGCGCAUCCACACGGGCGAGCGACCCUUCACCUGCUCCGACUGCAGCAAGAGCUUCAGAGAGAAGGGGGCCCUGAUCAAGCACCAGCGCAUCCACUCCACUGACCCCCUUCGCUGCUCCAACUGUGACAAGGACUUCAUCUGGAAGUGUGACCUGACAAAUCACCGGUGUGUACACACUGGUGAACACUUCUUUGCCUGCGUCCAUGGUUACCACCACUUCAGCCCUCACCUCCACUCUGGCCCAGCCCCCUGGUUGCUGGACAAGACCCCCUCCAUGUUCCCUGAGUGCAAGAAGAGCUUUAGGAACCAGACUGCACUGGCCAUCCAUGAACAGAGCCACACGGGUGAGUGGCCCUUCACCUGCUCCAGGUGUAGCAAGAGCUUCCUCCAGAAGGACUCUCUGAUCAACCACCAGCGCAUCCACACAGAUGAGUGCCCCUUUGCCUUUAUUGACUGUGGGAAGAGCUUUAGCAACACCAUCUCCCUUCUCAAGUGUAACAAGAGCUUCAGCCAGAAGGGCCACCUCAUCACCCACCUGUGCAUCCACAUCGCAGAGCACCCCUUUGCCUGCACUGAUGGCGGCAAGAGCUUCAGCCUUAAGAGUGCCCUGAUCAGACACCAGCGCAUCCACACCGGCGAGAAGCCCUACAAGCGUGGCCAGACCUGCAGCCAGAAGUCUGGAACAGAAACACCAGCUGUCGGAGUGGGAGGUGGACCCGGAGGAUCAAUGCACCCGCUGGUGUCUCUUCAGGUCAGACUUCUUCCUGAAAGUCUUGUUGCACACCUCACAGUUGUACGGCUUCUCACCACUGUGGAUGGUUUGGUGGGCUAUGAGCACACUCUUCACUCUGAAGCUCUUGCUGCACUCGGGGCAGGUGAAUGGGCGCUCAUCUGUGUGGAUGCGUUGGUGCGUGAUCAGGCUGGACUUACAGUUGAAGUUCUUGCCACAGUCAGCACAGACAAAAGGGCGCUCGCCUGUGUGGAUGCGUUGGUGCUUGGUCAGGCUGACCUUCCAGUUGAAGUUCUUGCCACAGUCAGCACAGUGAUAUGGGCGCUCGCCUGUGUGGAUGCGCUGGUGGCUGAGCAUGUGAUGCUUCUGUCCGAAGCUUUUGCCACACUCCAUGCAUACGAAGGGGCGCUCACCAGUGUGGAUGCGCUGGUGUCUGAUCAAGAAGACCUUCUCAUUGAAGCGCUUGCCGCAGCUGGUACAGGAAAAGAGACACUCACCAGAGUGGAUGCGCUGGUGGGCGAUCAGCAAGUGCUUCCAGAUGAAGCUCUUUCCACAGUCAGCACAGUGAAAGGGGCGCUCACCCGUGUGGAUGCGCUGGUGUCUGAUCAAGAAGACCUUCUUAUUGAAGCUCUUGCCACAGCUGGUACAGGAAAAGAGGUGCUCACCAGAGUGGAUGCGUUGGUGGGUGAUCAGCGAGUGCUUCCAGAUGAAGCUCUUUCCACAGUCAGCACAGUGAAAGGGGCGCUCGUCUGUGUGGAUGCGUUCGUGUCUGGUCAGGCUGCUCUUCCAGAUGAAGCUCUUACUGCAGUCGGUGCAGGUGAAGGGGCGCUCACCCGUGUGGAUCUUCUUGUGGGCGAUCAGUGUACUCCGCCUCCUGAAGCUCUUAUCGCACUCAGGGCAUGUGAGGGGGGUCUUCUCCAGCGGCUGGGGGGCCAGGCCAAGAGGAGGUUGCGCUCUGAGGCUCGACCGGAGCGGGGCCGCUCGGGGCCUCGCAAUUUCCCCCCAGGCGCUGCUGCAGCGAGAGCCGCUCUGGGCUGUGCCCGCCUGGAGCCUGGGCUGCGGGGUCCCAGCGCCCCGCGGAGAGGCGGAGCCCAACGGGAGACACCAAUUCCGCCACAGAAACGUUUAGUCUUCUCCGUUCUUGUCGACGGCGGAACCACGGCAGAGGGGGUGCCGGGAAAGGAGGCGGAGAUUCGGCCGCGCUUCGGGCUGCAGAUGGCGGGGCCGUUCGAGGAGGUGGCCGUCUACUUCUCCCGCCAGGAGUGGGCAGAGCUGGCGGGCUGGCAGCGGCGGCUCUACCGGGAGGUGAUGCUGGACACCUACGGAAUGCUCGCCUCGCUGGGCUGGGACACCGUCAAGCCCGAGCUCAUCUGCAAGCUGGAGCGAGGAGAGACGCCGUGCGUUCCAGACCCCCCCGGGGAGCAGCAGAGGCACCGCAGCCCUGUGCCGGGCGGGUCCCGGGGGUCCGUGGCAGCGGUGGGUUGUUCCAUCAGCAGAAGCUGGGGAGACUCGUCCCAAAGCCAGCUCAGAGGGACCUCGGCGGACCUCUCAGGACAACCUCAGCUCUCCCCCAUGAUACCCCCCCAGCCUUUGCAGAAGCCGCUCCACACGUGUCCUGAGUGCAGCAAGAGCUUCAGGACCCGGACUGCAUUGGCCAUCCACGAGCGGAGCCACACGGGCGAGCGCCCCUUCACCUGCCCUGAAUGCGGCAAGAACUUCAUCCAGAAAAAACACCUGGUCAAACACCAGCUCAUCCACACUGGCGAGCGCCCCUUUGCCUGUGUUGACUGUGGUUACCAAUUCAGCCGAAAGCAACACCUGCUCACUCACCGGCGCACCCACACCAAGGAACGCCCCUUCAUCUGUGCUGACUGCGGCAAGAGCUUCAGCCGCAAGGGUGACCUUGUCAUCCACCAACGCAUCCACACUGGCGAGCGUCCCUUUGCCUGCAGCCACUGCAACCACUGCUUCAGCCAAAAGCAACAAUUGGUUAUCCACCAGCGCAUCCACACUGGCGAGCGACCCUUCGCUUGUCCCAAUUGUGACCACCGCUUCAGCCGGAAGGAGCAUCUGGUCACUCACCAGCGCAUCCACACGGGCGAGCAACCCUUCACCUGCUCCGACUGUGGCAAGAGCUUCAGCCGCAAGAGUGACCUUGUCAUCCACCAGCGCAUCCACACGGGUGAGCGCCCCUUCACCUGCUCCAACUGCAGCAAGAGCUUCAGAGAGAAGGGGGCCCUGACCAAGCACCAGCGCAUCCACUCCACUGAGCCCCCUUCCUGCUCUAACUGUGACAAGAACCUCAUCUGGAAGUGUGACCUGACGAAUCACUACCGGUGUGUACACACUGCUGAGCGCUUCUUUGCCUGCAUCCACGGUUACCACCACUUCAGCCCUCACCUCCACUCUGGCCCAGCCCCCUGGUUGCUGGACAAGACCCCCUCCAUGUUUCCUGAGUGCAAGAAGAGCUUUAGGAACCAGACUGCACUGGCCAUCCAUGAACAGAGCCACACGGGUGAGUGGCCCUUCACCUGCUCCAGGUGUAGCAAGAGCUUCCACCAGAAGGACUCCCUGAUCAACCACCAGCGCAUCCACACAGGUGAGUGCCCCUUUGCCUUUGUUGACUGUGGGAAGAGCUUUAGCAACACCAUCUCCCUUCUCAAGUGUAAGUGAAUCCACAGUGGUGAGAAGCCCUUUUCCUGUGUCAACUGCAGCAAGAGCUUCAGCCAGAAGGGCCACCUCAUCACCCACCUGUGCAUCCUCACCGCAGAGCACCCCUUUGCCUGCACUGAUGGUGGCAAGAGCUUCAGCCUUAAGAGUGCCCUGAUCAGGCACCAGCACAUCCACACUGGUCAGCAGCCCUCCACCUGUGCUGCCUGCGGCAAGAACUUCAGCCAGAAGGGUGCCCUGAUCAAGCACCAGCGCAUACACACCAGGGAGCGGCCCUUCUCCUGCACUGACAGUGACAAGAGCUUCAGCCAGAAGUGCAACAUCAUCCCUGACCAGUGUAUCCACACAGGUGAGCGCCCCAUUGCCUGCGCCGACUGCGGCAAGAGCUUCAGCCAGAAGGGUGCCCUGAUCAAGCACCAGCGCAUCCACACCGGCGAGAAACCCUACAAGUGUGAUGAUUGCAGCGAGGCCUACAGCCAGAAGUCUGAUCUGAAGAAACACCAGCGGCUGCACCAGGGCCCACAGGGUGACUGCCUUGGCAGCCCGAUGGCCUCUGAAGCUGAUGCUGAGGGUCCCACGUGGACAGAUGCUGCUUUCUUUUUCCUAUUUGAGACUAAAUCAAAAGCUUCUUGGUGCUGAUGACAAGCAGUGAGUUCCACGGCAGCACAGUGUGCGCCACUGCUCUCCAGCGGCAGCAGCUCGGGCCCCACAUCCCCUCGCUCAUCCCUCUAAAUCCCCUUCCUGGCCUGUUCUAGCUGGGACAGGGCGAGAGGCUGGGAUGUGCCCGGGAGCUCUGGUGGGCAGAUGGAUGAAGCAGCGCUGUGGCGGAGCUCAAGGGCUGUGGGUAUGGGAUUGUCUGGAUGCAAGGUGCAGCCCAUGCCGGGCCCAGCGGAGCUUGCUUGAACUGCCUGCCCUUCCCAUCAGCUUUUAACAAUACUUGUGUCAGCACAGGAGCACAAAGUCACUGGUGCCUCGAGUUUCCUUCAGCUGGAUGGGGGUUUCAGUGCAAAGAUACGAGGUGGGGGGAGGGUAUGAUCAGAUUCUACUGCGGCAGCAUCUGGCUGGGACACUCCCCUAUCCCCACAGAGGGCACUGUUGGUAGACCACAAUUCACCAUCUGCUUUGCAAGUUAAGGAGUUUUUCUGUCCUUGCUGCCUCCUGCUGGAGGCACCAACAGGUCCUGCAAGGCACCCAGCUGGGACAAGGCCAGGGCGCCCAGCACCUGAGCCUGGCAGGGACCCAGCACUCCUGCCAGAGAGGAGGCCAGCAGCCCAGUAUCCCAGUCUCCCACCCAGACAUGGAUCUCAGCAUUCCCGUAUCCUGCGGGGGCCCCAGCUCCCCAGCCAGGCAGCAACUGCAGCAGCAGCUCCUCUCCAGGCAGGACGCUGGGGGAACUGCACUGCCAAGCAUCUCAAUUGGAAGGGCCCCAGUUUCCCAGCACCCCAGCCCCUCUCCCCAGUGCGGUCUGCCCACCUGCACCCCCCGCCAUGCCCCAGGCUCCCUGAAACUCCAAGACCGUCACGUCUCUGUUGCCGGUGGUGGAGAGGACACGGCCACCACUCACUCCACUCAUGUGUGGCAGAGCCAGAGGUCGGUGCUCUGCGUAUCCCCCCACAUCCACCCCUGCAGCAGCCCCUGUGAGGCUCUGUUACAAGUAGAACAUCUCAAACAAAACAGAAAUGUCAACUAAAGUCAGUUGCUGAAAAGGAUCCCGGGUGGUUUUAUCACCUAAGCUCCAACCAAGUGGAAUUUCCCAACCUCUUAAAGAGAUUGAACAAAAUCUGGUGAGGAAGAUGCUGCUGGCCCUGAAGACCUUGGGGCAGCAAGUACAGGAGAAGGGGGACUCCCCACUGGGGAUGCACUGGUGGCUGAACAGGUGGUGCUUCCAUCUGCCAGGAAGGACCAGGUAAGGAAGGAUCCCAAACCCACAGCUCUGUAAUGGAAUGUGUGGGAAACAAAUGGGAAUGCUGAGCUACCCCCGAGCCACAAUCAGCCAUCCUGCAUGGAGCAUCACGGCAAAGGGCUGUGCCAGGGGACAGAAGGGCUGCGCUGCAUGCCGUGAGCUGUCGGCUCUGCU